AUGGACCAGAUUCGCAGAUUUGCACGCGUGGCUAUUGCGAAUGGCAUUGAUGUACAUUCUCACGUCAUUGUGGAAACCAGCCGUCUAGGUGGAUACGGCUUGGUGGCUCAAAGCGCCAUACAAGAAGAUACUGUGGUACUACGCAUUCCACAGAAAUGUACCUUAGACUUGUCUACUUUGCUCGAGCUCGCAAAUGCCAUGAAAAAUACUGACACCACGGGCAAGGUUGCAAAAGUCAUCAACACAACAUUGACCAUUGGGUCAAGUUUCACAGAGACCGCUGUGGUGCGCAACUAUAUAUGGAGCAUGAGGAUUUUGCAGCAGAUGAGAAAGCCGGGGCUGUUGGAAGCGGAUAGAAAAGCCUUCAUUGACCAAUAUUUGGAUAUCUUGGCUACAACCAACAUCUUAGAUGUUGACGAGCACAAUGACUCCUCAGAUAGCCUUGUACAGUCACACAUCAGAGAAAAGCGGAAGGUAGCAGCAGAGUACCAGGAGUUGCUCGAGAAUCUCCCUGAAGUUCAGCCAUUUCUCUCGUUUGAAGAAGCAUUUCAGCUACACAAAGCUGUUAAGUCUCGAGUUUUAGAAAUCCCGCAUGCCAUCGAGAAGUUUGUCAAGCAAGCUGAAGAAGAUGACGAGGACGAAGAGGAAGAAGAAGGUGAGGAUUUCACCACAAACGUCACUUUGGUUCCUAUUCUCGAUUUUGCAAACCAUGCCGAAGAACGAAAUGCAGUGUUCGAUGUGGAUAGAGAAACCAACGACGUGAUUCUCAGACUUGAUAAGGAUGUUGCGGUUGGUGACGAAAUCUGCAUCAGCUACCUGCCAACCAAGGCUUUCGACAUGUUCUUCCGCACUUAUGGAUUUGUGCCUGACUCAACUGGUUUCUUCAAAUGGAAGAUUCCUCAUUUAAGCGAGGUUGUGAGCGAAUACACGGAAGUCAAAGGCGAGAAUUACGAAUAUAUUGCCAAAUGGCUUCACAUUUACCCGUACUUGACUGUGAUUCGGGGGAAAGAUGGGAAGAUUUGGUUGGACUUGAGCGAUUUCAAGUUGCCUCUACUCUUGAUUCGUGGCCUCCACUACAACGCAGAUUGGGCCCUGAAAGUUGACUCAGAUGAGUUAAGCCAUAUGUAUCAAGGCACAAUCGAGGAAAUCGUGGAAGAGAUGCGCAAGCAAGAAGAUCACAGUGACGUGGUUUACGGUCCAGAAACCGUGUAUGGGGUGACAUGGAACGGCCAAGAGGUGAGUAUUUCGAGCCUUAUUGAGCAGGCAUUGGAAGCCAGCGAGGACGCGGUGAAUGAUCUCAUAAAAGCUGCGAUUCCAGUGAUCAGAAGCGCAAUUGCCAAAGGUCUUCAAGAAGAUGAAGCAACGAUUCAUGGCAGCGACAACACGGCAUUAGCGGAUUACUAUGCAUUUAAGAGGGCGCUACUAGAGCGAGUGUCUGAGUUUGAGUUUGACGACUACAUGCAAAUGAUCGAGGGAGUCUACGAUAUAGAAGAGGAGUGA
Molecule: messenger RNA, 1500 nt
Organism: Sungouiella intermedia
Lineage: Eukaryota; Fungi; Ascomycota; Pichiomycetes; Serinales; Metschnikowiaceae
Source: the annotation of a GenBank genome assembly